This is a messenger RNA of Alternaria hordeiaustralica, 2232 nucleotides long. RefSeq lists its product as uncharacterized. NCBI's taxonomy places the organism in Eukaryota, Fungi, Ascomycota, Dothideomycetes, Pleosporales, Pleosporaceae. The transcript has 2 exons. Gene Ontology annotation, biological process: fungal-type cell wall biogenesis; transmembrane transport. The record is from RefSeq and is a predicted model, not a curated record. The coding region runs from base 1 to 2232 and encodes 743 amino acids.
AUGACGAUCGGCUGUUUCGCGGCCCAGAUCACCAACGGCUUCACAUUUCAGCAGAAGAGCUCAGUGGGCUCAACGUUAGGGCUCUUCACUCUCAUAGCCGUCGUUUCCUCUUUUGCUACAGCCGCCUACGGGUCCAACAUCGUCGAGAUGCGCAAGAAUUACGCCCAUUCGCUGUCAGUGUCUGUGGUCUUCGCGGUAUGGCACCACAUCUUCUAUAGCGGAGCGCUCUCGGUGAACUGGCCAAGCGUCCUCGUGGCCUUCUGGAGCAACUAUGCCUGGGCUGGGGGUAUGAUCUACUCUGAGCCAAUGCAGAACACGAUCAACGAUUUCAUCGGCUCGAACAAAGGAAAUACAUCGCAUGUCGGCGCCGCAGGCACAGGCGAAAGUAAUCCCCUUCUUGGGGGAGGGGUCGACAUCCACCAAAUAUACAAACGAGACGCUCUUCCUCAAGAUCUGAAUUUCCAAGCUGCCCUAGCCAAGCGCCAUCUCGUCGAUGUGAAAAGCGGAUUCAAAUAUUACGGGCUGCCCGUAAAGCCUGGGCUGCCACUCCCGGGCAACUAUUCUGGAUUCGCUGGCACCCUUGCGACGGAACACAUCCCAGCAAGCAACGCCUUCAUGACCGGACUGCUCUGGUUCUUGAUCUUGGUCGCAUGCGGUGUUGUCUCUGUACUCUCCCUGAAAGCUGUCCUCGAAGGCUUGAGUAGCAUACGCUUUAUCAAAAAGCACCACCUGGCCUUUUUCCGAAGCCAUUACCUUGCGUUCGCUCUGUCGACCAUCCUGCGAACAAUCUUCAUCGGAUUUUACAUGCUGACAUUCCUGGCCAUGUUCCAGUUCUCCUACCUAGCUCUUUCUGGUCCUGUUGCAGUCGCUUGUGCCGCUUUCUUUGUCGUAGUCUUUGGCAUAGGCAGUAUCGCCGCCUACGCUUGUUUCUCCAGACUUCGGAUCGGCAAGUAUGCCUCGGAACCCGAUCGACUAAACGUAGUCAAACGAAGAUUGCACAAGAUCAUUCCAUGGUUCAGCAUUUCCAGAAACAGCAACAAUCCGCGCUCCGAAGACGAGACCUACAUCGGUUCAAUUCCUUGGUGGACUAUACACGCUACGGCGGAUACCACAUCAAUCCAUGAUGACGAGCGUUACACAACAAAGUUUGGUUGGCUGGCCUCUCGCUACAGGAGGACUCGUUGGUGGUUCUUUGUCGUCUGGCUGUUCUACGAAUUCGUUCGAGCAUGCUUCCUUGCCGGCGCAUCGACUCAGCCCUUCGUCCAAGUCUUCGGCCUACUUGUCGUUGAGAUUGUUGCCUUCAUCGCCUUCACUAUCCUUCGCCCCUUCGAAGGACAGCGCCUGAACGUUUUGGCCGUGUAUCUUCUCGGCUUUAGCAAGAUUACUACUACAGGUCUUUCGGCAGCCUUUGAUACACGGUUUGGAAUCGCUCGUAUCCCUACAACCGUUAUCGGCAUCAUCAUAAUCGUCAUCCAAGGUCUCUUGACGGUGGCUGUGAUUGUUUUGAUCCUGGUCGGCGCUGUCUCAAGCUACCUGUCCAUCUUGCGAAACCGCGAACAAAUGGCGCCGUUGAGCUGGAACCCGAUGCGUGAAAAGUACUUUGCGCAUAUCGAUUUCGCAGUGCAAGACACUCCGCGACCACGUGCGGUGUCGAUUAACUCGAUGCCAGAGUUGCCGAAGACACCGUACUUUGAAGUGCGACAUGUGAAGCGGAUAGCCAAGGUUGAGGACGAGGAUUACGAGUUCAUGCGAGAGAUGGACAGCGAUCAUGCGACGUCCGAACUCUUGCUGCCUGAGCAAAGUCACGAUACUCCCACAGACCGGCCCGCCCAACGGCACAGGAGUGCAACUCUCCAGUCGCAAGCAUCUUACUCAAGUCUACCCAAGGCGGCUCGCCUGCAUCGCCCCAACUGGAGCAGACACGGGUACAGCGAUUCGAUGAGUCCCGGACGCCACAGGGCUUUGAGCGAAGCUCAUAUGAAGACUCCCAAGCAAAGUCAUGAGACGAUCGAUACGUAUCCAAGUCCACUUGGCAUUCAUCCUGAGGGGCCCAUGACUCCAGCUCUUUCUUCUUCGGCGCUCUCAGACGCAGGCAAUGUCGUCACCCCGGAUAAGCAAGCAACAAGUCGAAUGAGAUUAGUCUCACGAUCGAGCUCGAGGCCCAAACUGGAUACUAGGAUCACCGAGGAGACUACUAUACCUCCCGUUCCGAAGAACAAAAUUGCAAACUGA